Molecule: messenger RNA, 2672 nt
Organism: Zea mays
Lineage: Eukaryota; Viridiplantae; Streptophyta; Magnoliopsida; Poales; Poaceae
Product: beta-glucosidase BoGH3B
Exons: 5
Coding region: 167-2140 (657 amino acids)
Biological process (GO): glucan catabolic process
Molecular function (GO): beta-glucosidase activity
Source: RefSeq, a predicted model, not a curated record
UAACAGAUAUUUUGGAUGAGCCCUUGCUCAAGUACAAUACAAAUACAAAUGGAGGCCAAAGCGACUAGCCCCACACGCUGCUUCAUUCUGUGCACUGCUGCCCGCCGUGGCUCCUAGCUUAUUCUCUGGAAAAGAACGAAGGAGCAGGAUCGUGCCGAGCUAAGCUAUGGAAGGGGCUGCGAGUGGUCGCUGCAGGAUGGGCAUGGCCAUCGCAGCAGCCGUCUGCCUGAUGCCGUUGCUGCAGCUGUGGGGUUGCGUCGCCGUAGAGGCGAAUGCGGGACCCUAUCAUUUUGUUAAGAGGCAUUUAGAUGAGGUCGACCGCAUGAGGUACAAGGACCCAACGCAGCCGCUGAACACGCGGAUCGACGACCUGCUGGGGCGGAUGACGCUGGCGGAGAAGAUCGGGCAGAUGUCGCAGAUCGAGCGCGAGAACGCCACCGCCGACGUCGUCAGCAAGUACCUCGUAGGCAGCGUGCUCAGCGGCGGCGGCAGCGUGCCGGCGAAGAACGCGCCGCCGGAGGCGUGGGUGGAGAUGGUGAACGGGAUGCAGCGCGCCGCGAUGUCGACGCGGCUCGGGAUCCCGGUCAUCUACGGCAUCGACGCCGUCCACGGCCACGGCAACGUGUACAAAGCCACCAUCUUCCCGCACAACGUCGGCCUCGGCUGCACCAGGGAGCCAGAGCUGGCGCGGAGGAUCGGAGCUGCCGUGGCGCUGGAGGUCAGGGCCACCGGCAUCCCCUACGUCUUCGCUCCCUGCGUCGCGGUGUGCAGGGACCCGCGGUGGGGCCGGUGCUACGAGAGCUUCAGCGAGGACCCGGAGGUGGUGCGCGACAUGACCGCCAUCAUCUCCGGGUUCCAGGGCGAGAUCCCGGACGCGACCGACGCCGGCCGGCCCUACGUCGCCCCUGGCCACCGCAACGUGGCGGCCUGCUCCAAGCACUACGUCGGCGACGGCGGCACCACUAAGGGCGUCAACGAGGGCAACACGGUCGCGUCCUUCCACGACCUCAUGGCCGUCCACAUGCCGCCCUACUACAACGCCGUCAUACGGGGCGUGUCAACCGUCAUGGUCUCCUUCUCCAGCUGGAACGGCGUCAAGAUGCACGCCAACCACUUCCUCGUCACCGACCACCUCAAGAACAGGCUCCGCUUCAGGGGUUUCAUCAUCUCGGACUGGCAAGGGCUGGACAGGAUCACGACCCCGGACCACGCCGACUACCUCCUGUCCAUCAAGCUGGGCAUCCUGGCCGGGAUCGACAUGGUGAUGAUCCCGUACACGUACACGGAGUUCAUCGACGACCUCACGCUGCUGGUGCGGAACGGCACCAUCCCCAUGAGCCGCAUCGACGACGCCGUGCGCCGCAUCCUGCGCGUCAAGUUCACCAUGGGCCUCUUCGACCACCCCUACGCCGACGCCAGCCUGGCGGGCGAGCUCGGCAAGCAGGAGCACCGCGACCUGGCGCGCGAGGCCGUGCGCAAGUCCCUCGUCCUCCUCAAGAACGGCAAGCCGGGCGCCGGCCCGAUGCUGCCGCUGCCCAAGAACGGCGCCGUCCUGGUCGCCGGCAGCCACGCCGACGACCUCGGCAGCCAGUGCGGCGGGUGGACCAUCACCUGGCAGGGCCUCACGGGGAACAACCUCACCGCCGGGACCACCAUCCUCGACGGCGUCCGGCGCGCCGUCGCCCCCGGCACGGACGUCGUCUACUCCGAGAACCCCGACGCGGCAUUCCUCCAGCAGAACCGCGCCCGCUUUGGCUACGCCAUCGUCGUCGUCGGCGAGCCCCCCUACGCCGAGACGUUCGGCGACAACCUCAACCUGACCAUCCCCGCGCCCGGGCCGGACGUCAUCCGGAACGUGUGCGGCGCCAUCAAGUGCGUCGUUGUGCUCGUCUCCGGGCGGCCGCUGGUGGUGGAGCCGUUCGUCGAUGUCAUCGACGCGCUGGUGGCGGCGUGGCUGCCGGGCACGGAGGGGCAGGGCGUCAGCGACGUGCUGUUCGGCGACUACGGCUUCACCGGGAAGCUGUCCAGGACGUGGUUCCGGUCGGUGGACCAGCUGCCCAUGAACGUCGGCGAUGCGCACUGCGAGGAUGCACUGUUCCCGUUUGGCUUUGGAAUCGAGACACAGCCGGCCACAUAUUAGAAGGUUAUUGCAUGGCCCAAAAUUGAGCUAAAUUCUUGGACUUUGUUAGCGUCGGUAGUGGGAAGCUUCUAGAAGAGAGCAGGAAGGAGUGAGGAUUCGGGAAGAAGACUUGGAAACGAGGAAAGCAGGGAGGAAGGCGAGGCUGAGAACUAGUGUCUUUGUCUGUUCAUUAAUUGUUCGAUACCUUCUUACAAUACUAGAGAGAGCUUAUAAACUACCACCCAGUCCGGCCAAAUACACGACCCAUUCGGACCCAAAUACUCAUGUGUUGUCUCGCCUCUACCGCUCCGUCGUUGUGGCAACGUCAGUAUCGUUGGUCAGCUUUUUCAUCUUCAGUGCUCCAUCUUCAGUGCUGGUGAGCUUCUGACGUCUUUCUUGUAUUGUUGCUGACAGACUUCCCCGUGAAAUAUCCAAAGAGAGAACUAUCAUUCGUAUCCGAGUUUUAUUACUAGAUCCUUCAGUGUAGUUUGUCGUAGACAAUAAUUAAUAAUGUAAUAUGGUCUCUCUUCGGUGACAUGAUCCAUUGUGUUUC